Molecule: messenger RNA, 1242 nt
Organism: Prunus armeniaca (apricot)
Lineage: Eukaryota; Viridiplantae; Streptophyta; Magnoliopsida; Rosales; Rosaceae
Source: the annotation of a GenBank genome assembly
AUGCAGAGGAGGAGCAAGAAGAGAAUAAUGAUGAAGCAAUGCAACGAGAGCACAACGCAGACGCAGUUGAUGGACCUCCCAUUGGAGAUCCUCUUUGACAUCCUUUUGAGGCUGCCCACAAGAUCACUGUUUUCUUUGCUUUGUGUCUCCAAGACCUUGCGUAGCUUAGUUGACUGCCCAUCUUUUGCUCACAAGCAUUCAGAGUAUAUUGCUACGUCCAAUUAUGAAGAUUUAGACCCGCCUCAUGUUUUGGUUCUUACCAACUCCCAAUUAAUCACCUUGCAAGCUCUAAAUCCAUUGUCCCCCAUUAACGAAUUUGCCUUUGACAUUUCCAACUCCAUUGGAAACGGAUUCAAUCUAGAGUUCGAGUUUGUUUCGUACGGCUUGCUUUUGUUUAAGGUGAAAGAGGCAAAUCAUGAACUCCUCCUAGUCAAUCCUCUCCGGGGAGAAGUUCUAAAGCUCCCACCACCGCUGCCACACUGCGGCUAUGAAUUGUAUGCUAUGGGAUACGAUGUCAUGACUAGCACCCACAAGAUUGUUCGUCUUUUUGGACCCCACGGCGACCAGGACCACAUGGUGGCCCAAAUUUAUGUCCUGGGCACAAGCUCCUCAUCGUCAUGGAGACAAAUAUCCUCGGUUCCUCCACUACCUUGUUGUCUAAGCAGCCAAGCCAGUGUGUCUGCAUAUGGAAACAUGCACUGGCUAGUUUAUGUUCUCUCUUCUGAUCUUGAAUUGAGAAUACUUUCUUUUGACUUCAAAAGGGAAGAGUUCGAAUGGACUCCUCAUACCAACUUUCCAGACUUCGACGAACGUAUUGAUCUUCACCUGAUUAAUUUUAGAGGACGUCUCUCCAUUGUUGAUGUUUCUGCAAUUUCACCACCUCAAAAAAGUGACCAUGACCAAAUUGAGAUAUGGGUGAUGAAAAGUUACAAAAACUUUACGUGGGAAAAAAAGUACGCCGUAAAAAUCGUCCUUGAUCCUUGUUGCAUGAAACCAUGGGAGACUCCUCCUCAUUUCCUUGGUGUUGGGCCUGGUUCUGUAGUGGUGGCUUCAGAGCCGUACAAGUUGGAUCAUCUUAAUUUAGAAUCUUCUUCCAACAGACGUUGCGCUAGCUUGGCUUUAGGCUGUUUUUGGGUCCCUGUUCCAAUGGUUCAAUUCACUAUCAAAAAUGCUUAUGAGCUUCAGAUGCAGGAUUGUUCACCUCAUCCACAGGUGGUUCCUACUUAUAAACCGUCUUCAUAA